Molecule: messenger RNA, 7031 nt
Organism: Silurus meridionalis
Lineage: Eukaryota; Metazoa; Chordata; Actinopteri; Siluriformes; Siluridae
Gene: magi3a
Product: membrane associated guanylate kinase, WW and PDZ domain containing 3a
Exons: 22
Coding region: 865-5061 (1398 amino acids)
Biological process (GO): signal transduction
Cellular component (GO): cytoplasm
Molecular function (GO): protein binding
Source: RefSeq, a predicted model, not a curated record
UAUAAUAAUGGUAAUAAAACUAGGAAAUAAUACAAAUGAUGUAAUCGAUUGCACAAUCUUAUUGCUGUUUUUAAGAUUCCAAAAAUGAAAGAAAAACAUCCUGGGUUCUGUUUAUAAUAACUGGAAGUAGUUUUCAUGCAUUUACAUUUAGUAAAUAAAUGUAUUUUAAUUAUUUUUACACAAUAAUGUCUUUAAUUUCACAUUUCCAUAAAGUCAGUAUUUCCAAAAUAAAAAAGACCACUCCUAUCUAUGAAACUAUAAGCGUGCGAUUCACGUGGAAUAUAGUAACACGUGAAUCACACGCACAUUAAAGAGUUAACGCGCUUGUUCACAUGCUUUAUUGUUCGCCGUAAUGAGAAAUCCCGCCCAUUUGGUCUCCUCCUCUCACGCUAUUGGCUGCGUUGCGCGUCAGUCUUUCUGUUGCUCCCACCCCCACUCGGACCCAGAGCGGAGAACCGAGCGCGAGCGGUACAAGUUUCUCGUGCGCUUGUUUUGCGUUUACGCGCGUGCGGUUCGGAAGUCGGAGGCGUGAGGGACGUGAGAAAGAGACGUGACGACGUGAGGGAGAGAAACAGUGGUGUUUAACGAGGGAUUUCAGCGAAGUAGGAGAAGGAGAAGAAGAAGGAGGAAGGAGGAAGGAGGGAGGGCUGGCGGUAAAGCCGGUCAGGCGGCUAUUUCUCCAAACGCGUUUCUCAGGAGCAGCAAUGGGAGUCGGGAGCUCGAGCGCCGCACCGUGCGCGUGCUGACCCCGCUCGAGCACAUCCUGGAGGAGGACCGAGGCGGAGGGAGAGAGCGCGCGCGGGACGAGGCAUCACCCCCCCUCCCUGUACUUAAGCACGAGGAGCAAACGAGCGAGCAAAGAGCAUGUCUAAGACUCUGAAGAAGAAGAAGCACUGGGCGAACAAGGUGCAGGAGUGCGCGGUGUCGUGGGGCGGCGGAGAGUUGAGCGCCGUGCUGGAGAUCGGCGGCGGCGCCGAGCGCGGGGAGUUCCCAUACGUGGGCCACGGCGGGUCCUCCGCGUCUUCCACGGCGGCGCUGCUGCGGUGGCACGCGGGCCGAACGCCGAGUCCCGGCGACGUGCUGCUCGAGGUGAACGGCACGCCCGUGAGCGGCCUCACGCACCGGGACACGCUCGCCGUCAUCCGUCACUUCCGCGAGCCCGUGCGACUAAAGACCGUCAAACCGGGUAAGGUGUUGAACACGGACUUGCGCCAUUACCUCAGCCUGCAGUUCCAGAAAGGUUCUCUGGACCACAAGCUCCAGCAAGUGAUCCGAGAUAAUCUGUAUCUACGUACCAUACCAUGUACCACAAGACAGCCACGGGAGGGGGAGGUUCCCGGCGUCGACUAUAACUUCAUCAGUGUGGAGGAGUUCCGCGUUCUGGAGGAAAGCGGGCUGCUGCUGGAGAGCGGGACCUACGAUGGUAAUUAUUACGGCACCCCCAAACCCCCGGCCGAGCCCAGCCCCGUGCAGCCGGACCUGGUGGACCAGGUACUGUUUGACGAGGAGUUUGAAAACGAGGUGCAGCGCAAGAGGACCACCUCGGUCAGCAAGAUGGAGAGGAAGGACAGCGCGGCACCUGAGGAAGAAGACGAUGACGAGAGGCCCUCGCUCGUGAACGGACUUACAGAUCAUAAAGAAGGCACCGAUUGGAGGCAGACCGUCCCGAGUUACACGCUGCCCGGCAAUGCCAUGGACCUCGGGGCUUGGAGCAUGCUGCCGGCGGACGAAAGCCAGGAACCGUUGCCUAAGAACUGGGAGAUGGCCUACACCGAGACCGGCAUGGUCUACUUCAUAGAUCACAACACAAAGACUACAACCUGGCUGGACCCACGGCUGGCUAAGAAAGCGAAGCCACCUGAGAAGUGUGACGAGGGAGAGCUGCCGUACGGCUGGGAGAAGAUCGAGGACCCGCAAUACGGCACCUACUACGUGGACCACAUCAAUCAGAAGACACAGUUCGAGAACCCUGUGAUGGAAGCCAAGAAGAGGCACGACCAGGAGAUGCCUACGGCGAGCCAGCCAGGAGUCACGCCCUCAGAGGAGGGCUCUCGGAGGGGUUUCACGCGCGACCCGGCGCAGCUCCAUGGGACGCUGUUGCGCACGGCCCUGAGGAAGAGCGUGCAGGGUUUUGGCUUCACCAUCAUAGGAGGAGACAGGCCCGACGAGUUCCUGCAGGUGAAGAACGUGCUGAGGGACGGCCCUGCGGCGCAGGACAACAAGAUCACCCCUGGGGACGUCAUCGUGGACAUCAACGGCACGUGCGUGCUCGGUAAAACCCACGCCGAUGUGGUGCAGAUGUUCCAGUCAGUGUCCGUAAACCAGUACGUGGACAUGGUGCUGUGCCGAGGUUACCCACUUCCCGAGGACGCCGGAGACGAGGCAGCGGGGGACGCCGCGGCCGCGCCUCCGGCUGACAGGCAGCCCCUCGUACUCGACGGGAGGCAGGAGGACACCUCUGAACUCACGCUGCUGCAGCCCGAGUUGGUGAACGUUGUGCUGGCGAAGGGGCCGAGCGGAUUCGGGUUCGCCAUCGCCGACUGCCCGCUGGGUCAGAAGGUCAAGAUGAUCCUGGACGCCCAGUGGUGCCGUGGCCUGCUCAAAGGCGACGUGAUUAAAGAGAUCAACCGCAAGAACGUGCAAACUCUGAGCCACACACAGGUGGUGGACAUCCUCAAAGAACUGCCCCUCGGCUCCGAGGUCAACGUGCUGGUGCUGAGAGGAGGUCAGACGUCUCCUGUGAAGUCUCUGAAGCCCUGUGCCACAGCAAUGCCCAUGCCAGCGACCCAGAAGCAUGAAGGAACCACCAGCACGAUAAGCACGGAUUCCCCAAGUCCUGUUGAGCCUCUCCCUCAGACGCAUCCUCAGACGCUCCCUCAGAUGCUCCCUCAGACUCUUCCACAAGCUCCACCCCAGUCGCUGCCCUUCCCUCCUAACAUAGCACGCUCCAACUCGCCCAAACUGGACCCAUCCGAACUCUACCUCAAGUCCAAAGCCAUGCUUGACAGCAAGCCUGCCAACACCAAGGAAGUAGAUGUGUUUAUUAAAAGGAACCAGGAGUCUGGUUUUGGCUUCAGGGUUCUGGGCGGAGAAGGAGCAGAUCAGCCAGUGUACAUCGGUGCUAUCGUUCCGCUGGGCGCCGCGGAGAAGGACGGGCGUCUGCGGGCAGGCGAUGAGCUCAUGUGUAUCGACGGCGUUCCCGUGAAAGGAAAAUCCCACAAGCAGGUCCUGGAGCUGAUGACCAACGCCGCACGCAACGGCCAGGUCAUGCUCACCGUGCGCAGGAAGCUCGUCUACGCAGAAGGAAGAGAGGAUGAGGGUGGACAGUCGCAAGCAACUCCCCCUCAGGUUAACGGCUCUCCCAGACAUCCUCAGGCGGACGCCGCUCCAGUUCUGUCCCAGCCGGAGGUCUACGAGGUCAUGCUGCAGCGUAAAGACAACGAGGGCUUCGGCUUCGUCAUCCUUACCUCAAAGAACAAACCGCCACCAGGAGUAAUUCCUCAUAAGAUUGGAAGGAUCAUCAAGGGCAGCCCUACGGAACGCUCCGGAAGGCUGAAAGUGGGCGACCGCAUCUCGGCCGUCAACGGCCAGUGCAUCGUGGACCUCUCGCACAACGACAUAGUGCAGCUGAUCAAGCAGGCUGGCAACACUGUCACUCUCACCGUGCUUCCUGAAGAAGAGCACAGCGGCCCUCCAUCAGCCAGCAGUUCAGCCAAGCAAAGCCCAGUGGCUCAGCACAAAGCCAUGGGACAGCAGCCUGCUAACCGUGAUGACGGAAACGGCCCCAAGACAGAAGAGAGAGAAGAGGGCAUGGUCUGGGGUAACUACAAAUCCCUUCCCAAGAACGAGUCGGGCAACACGUUGACCUCAAACACCAAGCAGGGUUGUUUCCUGGUGGAGCUGGAGAGAGGGCUGCGUGGCUUUGGCUUUAGUUUACGGGGAGGGAAGGAGUACAACAUGGGCCUGUUCAUCCUGAGACUGGCCGAGGAUGGCCCGGCACUGAAGGAUGGCAGAAUUCACGUGGGAGAUCAGAUCGUAGAGAUCAACGGUGAGCCGACCCAAGGCAUCACACACACACGGGCUAUCGAGCUCAUCCAAGCAGGAGGCACAAAGGUGCUGCUGCUGCUGCGGCCGGGCCAGGGCCUGAUUCCCGACCACAAUGCUAUGGAGAUGUUGACUCCACCUGCAAACUAUCCAAAGUACCCUGUAUCUGAUGAGCCAUCAAUGCUUCCAUCAUUGUCCUCCUCUUCUCUCUUGCCCUCUGAAGGCAUGUCAGCCCCCUCUCCCUCACGUGGCCUCCAUCAUCAACCCCGAGAACCCAGGACGAGCAGUUUCAACGUGUCUCUCCGCGACAAUUCUCCCAGCCCCCAGAAAUUGGACACUUCAUACACAGAAUAUACUGAGGGCAAAUCACGUUCACAAAGCCCAAGAAAACCAGACAAGAAGUCGGUGAAAAACAAAAACGUCAAUGCCGGCACUCAGAGUGUGGAUGUAUACGCCGACAGGAAAGCCCAGGGGCAGGCAGACAGGGGUGGACGCUCAGCAAGCCCUAGAAAGAGUCCGAGAAGGGAACAAGACACUGGCACCAGGCAGCCGUCAAUGGCGUAUGAAGAACCACAGCGGUAUCUUGAUGGGCAACAUUUUAACUACGGAACUGGAGGGAGCCCGUACAAGGAGGAAGACUUCGACUUUGGACAAGACAGGGAGACGGGAGAGGUGAGGCCAGAGCUGCAAAGAACAGACAACGAUCGGCGCCACCGGGAGAAGGGAGUUCAGAGGGAGGCAGUACCUCAGAGGUCGCAAUCACAGAUCUUUAAUGACCAGACCAUGCCAGAGCACCAGCCCAUGGGCCUGAACCACAGAGGCCAUCGAGAAGCUAAAGAGGGCUUGAGCAGAGGGGGCGCAAGCGACGAGAGCAAAAGGGAUACGAGGGGAUCUAGCAGUGUCCCACCAGAGACUUCCUGGAAUGGGAACGCCAGCAACAAAAAGUCUCCCAUCACCCCUGGUCCAUGGAAGGUCCCGAGCUCUUCUAAGGUCCAGUCUCAGGUGGAGAGGCUCUGAUGCUCGGUGGAGUUCAUCAGGAAUGCCAGGAGACCGAUGGUUACUCUGAAUCACUGUGUAAUUGAUGCAUAAUUAUUUUUUACCUGACUUGUACAGCAUACCGUAUCUUUACUGACUUCGAGCCGACGCUUUUGUGUUCAUGGUAUUCCGUGCUUUCAAGUAUCCAGGCCCUGUGGUGUGUUUGUCCCACCAACAGUGGCACCUGUUCAUCUCGUAUCGUGCCAAUCAGAGACUUAUCCCAUGGUCUGUUGGUUUUUUACCGGAAUUGUGAAGGAGUGUGGGUUUUUUUUGGUUUUUGUUUUAUUGUUUUUUUUUUUUUUGCUUACAUUUUUAUUUUCCCCUUCACACUUGUGUACAGACUUGUUUGAAAUGCAGUGUGUCCUUAUUGCAUCUGUGGAGUUUUUGUCUUUGCAUGUAUCAGUUCAACAAUACAACGCUAAUCACAGCUAAUCAUACAAAACGCGAUCGUUAGCUGUAUUAGCGAUGCCUGAUUUGUGCUUUGAGUCAAUGAUCAGAUUGGAUCAUAUAUGAUUUGUCACGUUCCAGCUCAGUGGUGGAUUUUUAGAUCUUUUUUUUUUCCUCUUUUUUUUUUUUUUUUUUUUUUUUAACAUGUUCCUUCUUUAAACUGACCAGACACUUGUGCUUGUAUAUUGUUUACUACAUGUGAGCUCAUGAAGAACACUAUGUAAUUUAUUGAAAUGAAAAAGAAAUUGCAAAAAAUAUAUAUAAAAUUAUAUAUAUUUAAAAUAUAUAAAUAUAUAUCUCACUCGAUAUUUUAUGUAGUCGUAUCAAAACUUUGUGCUCCAGAUCCUAAAGAGCUUGAUUCAUCCCUCGCUGACUCGGUGCACUACAUGCCGGGGAUGUAUAUUUCCACAUCGCUGUAGCUUUUACAAUUAUGCAUUGUGUAUCAUAUAGCAAGGUGUGUACAUCGGGGGCUUCAAUAAAUGAAUUGAAUACAUGGUCAUAUCAUUACGAUUUAAAUGAAGGUUUAACGGGGUGGUUCCGGGGUAAAUCAUAUUUUUACAUACAAUCUAACAUAUCUAUUUUUUGUCAUAUAACAAAUAUAAAUAUAUUAAAAAAAAUUAUAUGGAAAAAAAUUUCAACCAAAAAUGAAAAAAAUACAAUAAAUGAAAAAAAUGUGUGUGUGUGUGUGUGUGUAUAUAUAUAUAUAUAUAUAUAUAUAUAUAUAUAUAUAUAUAUAUAUAUAUAUAUAUAUAUAAAUAUAAGUAGCUUAUCAAAUGUAGCUGAUUUGGCUGUGUCUCUAUUGGUUUUGCAUUAUAGUUCACAAUUUAUAUUUCCCAUGAAACUAACAACUCUACACGCAUCAUCUCCAAUUAAUAUACCAUUGUGGUUAUUAUUAUUAUUAAUAUUAUUAUUAAUAUUGUGUGUGCACAGAUUUGAGAAAAGUGGCAGCUUUGAGACUUGAUUUCAAUUCGCAGUUCCACCAGACAUUAAGGCCGUUUCAGUCCUAUUGAUGUAACAAACACUUAAAUCAAGUCAUUUUGAUCAUGUUGCAAUACAAAUCUAUAUAAUUCCAGAGCAUGGUAUUAAAAUAAACAUCUGCUCAGUCCUGAUUUAAAAUGUGAAGCCUGUGUGGACUGUGGAAAUAAUUUUUCCUAAAAAAUGAAACCUGGGCUCUUGUGUGUAUCUCAUCUCAUCUCAUUUAUAUGAAACUGUGGCCUUGCGUUUGCUUUAUUUAAAAAAAAUAAAAAUAAAUAAAAAAGGAAAGAAGAAGAAGGAAAGAAAGGCCUUUCCGGUCUCGUUGUGGUAGUUGUAAAUGUUUAUAAAAUGUACAGCGACUGUUUAAAUACUUGCCUUCAUUCAGAAAAAAUAAUCUGUAAAUCACUUCAUUAUUUUAAGUAAUUGGAAGAAAGAAAAGAUGAGAAUAUAUAUGUGUAGUUGUGAAAGAAUUCGAAUCUGGUCAUGAAAUUCUGUUCAUGCGCUGAGAAAUAAAGUUUUAAAGGACGUCA